AUGAGCGCUGGCUUUGUGACUGCUUCAGGCAAAGGUAUAACAGUAAGUGAAAAAGCACUUGAAAAGGCUCGAGAACUUUUCAGACUUCUCGAUAAUGAAGAUUCAGCGCAUGGCAUUGAAGAAAACGCUCAAGGAACUAGCUUCAAGGCUUUAAAAUCAUCACCUUUACCAUCACUUUGCUAUUCACCACAGAGAAGUUCAAAGCGAAUUGCAUCGACAUUCAAGUCGCCUGUAGUCAAAAAUCCAGAUGAAACUAGAAAUGUCACGCCGAUCAAGUUAUUAACACCUUAUUGUAAAAAUUGGAGAUUGUGCAUCAAAAUUACUUCUGUUGACGAGGCAUUUUUUUUUCUUAGCAAUCAAAUUGAAUUUUUAAUUUUGAGGUUUUAUCGUGGCAGCCAUAUGUUUUCAUUUAUCGCUGUUGAUGAAAGUGGCGUAGAAAUUCGUUUCAGUGCCUUUGGAGAUGUCGCUUGCAAAACUGCUACUUUGAUUCAUGUAGAACAUAUGUAUUAUAUUACACGCGCUUCCGUUAAAAUGACCAACAGGAAAUAUAACCGAAAUCAGCAUGAUAUGGAAGUGGUACUUCAGCAAGACACUGAGAUCGCCGAAUGUACAGAUCGACCGCUUAUUUUGUCACCAAAAGUUAAUUUUGAAUUCGUACACAUUCAAAAUUUGCAAAAUUUUGUCGAUAUGGAAAUAGAUGUAUUAGGAAUUAUAAUUGGUAUCAGUGAAAUGAAACAAUUAAGUUCCAAAAAAGGAGAAGAAUUGCAAAAGCGAGAAAUACAAAUUGUUGAUAAUAGUGGUUACUAUGUUAAUAUAUCUUUAUGGGGCCAGAAAGCUAUCUCAUUUUCGGAGAAGCAUUAUCAGCAGAUAUUGGCCGCCAAAGGAUUGCUUGUACGUUGUUUUCAAGAUUCCUUAUCGUUAGUUUCAUUAUCUAGUAGUAAAUUGUUACUCGAUCCACACUUUAUGGAAGCAGAUAGGUUACGAUUCUGGUAUGCUGAAAAUCGAAAUAAAACAUUUAAUCCGGUGUCAACAAAUCAUAUUCUCUCAUGUAAGCUUGUCUUUGUCAUCCAACUUCAUGAGCACAAAUGGAUUGGACAGCUGAAAUUUUCGGUUAGUGGACAGUGUUUCAAUGUAACUGCAAUGAUUACCUCAAUUUUCACAGAAAAUGCCGUAUACAAGGGCUGUAUAAGUUGCAAGAAAAAGUUGUUGGUUGAAAAAGAUGGUGACUCAUAUAUAUGUUCAAAAUGCGGCAUAUGCAAUGAAUACAAGUACUGCUACACAUUACGUGCAAGUUUUGAUCUUGAUAAUAAUAUGGAGUUGGUCGAUUUUACAGGUGCUGCAUAUGUUACUGUAUUCGAUGAUUGCGCUCAAAAACUGAUAGGGGAAGAGGCAGAUGAAGUUGCCAAGUUUUUAAAAUUUAACGAAGAGAAAUAUCAUUCAUGCUUUAAGAAGGUUCUUUUCAAGCCAUAUAUUUUUCGGCUUGAUACGAAGAAAAGAGGAAACAGAGAUUCUUCGGCAGUGUCAAUGAAAUUAAAGGAACCAUUUUUUUGGUUAGUGAAAGACCUGACUCCCACGCCUUUUGAUAGCUAUUGCACAUUUUUGCAGCAGUCUUUUGAAAAUGCUUGCAGUCGAACAGCUGUGCGAAAAUGAGG
Molecule: messenger RNA, 1652 nt
Organism: Thelazia callipaeda (thelaziosis nematode)
Lineage: Eukaryota; Metazoa; Nematoda; Chromadorea; Rhabditida; Thelaziidae
Source: the annotation of a GenBank genome assembly